Molecule: messenger RNA, 3132 nt
Organism: Cylicocyclus nassatus
Lineage: Eukaryota; Metazoa; Nematoda; Chromadorea; Rhabditida; Strongylidae
Source: the annotation of a GenBank genome assembly
AUGGAAGCGGUUCUCUAUAAGAGACCGAUAGCAAUCAGCGUUCAUACGCUGACAACCUUGACAGCAAACUUCAAGGUAUACGCGGAACCAAUUGCGUUCUCGCAAGACGAACAAUCCCAACUCGAUGAAGCCCAAGCGGCCAUCGACCUCAUAAGUGGGGGGAUUAACCAACUAAACAAAGCCAAAGAGGAUCUAAAAAGCCUCCUAAACCAAUUCAAAGAGUACUAUAGCACGAGCACAAAAGACGAAAAGAAAAACUUGAACAACGCUAUCGAGGAGAUAGAAAGGGAGACCAAUUUCAAUGAGGUCUUAGGAAAAGCAACAGAGAUGGUCUUCAUGCUGGAGUCACGCAUGACUGAGGCCAAAAGCGCAAAAAACAGACUGAUGCGAAAAAUUUCACUGGAUAACCGUCCAGAUAUGUUCAAAAGCAUGGAAGCAGAUGAGAUACAAAGAAAAAAUUCUCAAGAACAAGUGAUUGAUGACACCCCAAUGAUUACCAGUCAGGGUGAAGUAGUGAAAGUUCAACGAACGAGGCGCUUACGUCUGUCUUUGAGUAGGAAUAUCAAAAAAAUCGCAGUGCUCACUACUUCCGAAGGAUGUGAUCUUGCUACUUCAAACACUGUGAUGUAUAUUUACGAUAUGGCUGAAUGCCCUAUGACUAGGAUGAAUGGAGAGGCAAUUGACAAUCUCUCGAUUGAUGCACACCCUGUUGAACAAGCUCUUGUAAUCAAAUACCACGUUGACGAUGGUAGAUCCCGACGAUCUUCCGAAUGUCAGAAGCUGAUAAACCUCAAAGAUCUCAAUGAGGAUGUGGAUAUUCGAUUGCUCACCAAUGUUGUGAUGGAAAAAUGCGCUCUUAUACCGGAAUCCAUGCGAGAAGAAGUGGAGCAGGUUUUAUACUAUCUACAAAAGAGAGCUACGGAUCGCUCUAGACGUUCGCGUAGCGCAUCGUCAGUCGGCUCACAGGAGUCAAACGCUGCUUCCCUUCCUAUACGAGCUGAAAUGGACCAAGUGGAUAAUUACAUCGAACUAUUUUACGAGGAGACGCCGGAGAAGAAUCGUGGUGCUCUUUGCAUCUUGGAACUGACUAAAACCACUGCUAACCUGGAAGUUCUCAUAGAGAAUGAGACUCUAAUCGGAGCCUUGGCGCGUGUAUUCCGUGAAGAUUGGAAGAAGAAUUUUGAUCUAGCUACCACCAUAGCUCGCAUUUUCGUGCAGUUCUCCUUUUACAAUCAAUUCCAAGCAGUUCUUUCGCAUCACAAGAUUGGAGCACUCUGCAUGAAUGCCAUGGAGUACGAGCUGAAGCGUGCUGACGUGUGGGCUGCAGAGGCUCAAAAUUCAGACGAGAAAACUGCUCGAAAGUGCCGAUUGGCUAUACGUAAGCAACAGGCUUUGCUAGCGGCAUGCAUAUCGCUUCUCACGAAUCUGGCUCAUGACAUCAGUGUGGAGUUAAAAAUGGUGCGACGUGAUAUUGUGCCAAUGCUCAUGAAGUGCUUGACUUUUCGUGACUCAGCGGAAUUGACCUUGGCCACUGUGCAGUUUCUCCUCAAGCUCAGCAUGUUCGAAGAGAACAAAACGGCUCUGGAACAAGGCGAUAUAGUAAGCAGAUUGUUGCAACUCUUCCCUAUUGGUGAUGUAGAGUUACGAAAAUCUACUAUACGUCUACUGUUCAACUUGUCGUUUGAUCCUAAAGCUCGUGCAAAGAUGGUUGCUGAGGGCUUGGUCGCACAUGUGGCUCCGCUUAUUGAAAACGAUGCUAAAGCAUUGAAUCUCCUUUACCAGCUGAGUAUAAACGACGAUGCGAAGGCUAUGUUGACUUUCACCGAUGCCAUGCAACUGCUGAUGCGUGAUUUGCUUACUGGCAAUGGUAGUGAAGUGACAAAAGCUGUAUUGCUGAAUGCUUGUGCUGAAAAGAGGAAUGCGCAGCUGGUUUGCGGUCCAGACGGCCAAGGGCUCAGUCUUCUCUUGGAUGCAGCGCUAGAUGGUCGCGAUUUGAUGGUAGCCAAGAUUGUUCGCAGCAUCGCAUGUCACGAGGGACCAACACAAGAUAUGUUUGUGAGUGUAAUGCCUCGCCUUUUGGAGGCGGGCAUGAAAAAUUCAAUCAUGCCCGAGGACGAGAACGCAGCGUUGGGACUCGAAUUCAUUGCUACUGCAGCCGUUAUUAGAGUGGCCAAUUGGAGCAAUCUCUGCACAUCCCACGACCUUGUGAAAUGGAUGGGGGAACGACUAAAGACGCCCGCUGGUCAGAUCGAGCCGUUGCAACUCCAGGUUGUUAUAAUGUGCGGCACAAUGGCUAGACAAGUUGAUGCUGCUAGAAACUUGGUUCCACUUUUGGACGUCUUUCUUCAGCUUCUCCAUUCUAUGCAAGAAGAUGAUGAAUUUGUGGUGCAAUUGUUAUACUUGUUCCUGCAGCUGUUACGGCAUAGGGAAUUGGCAAAUCGCUUGAUGGGAGCUGAUUCAGCAUUGGGAGCCUACGUACUCGAUCUAAUGCACGAUAAGAAUCCAGCAAUACGAGAAAUGUGCGACAAUGCUCUUGUGAUUAUAGGAGAGCAUUCCCAAGAAUGGGCUCGUCGGAUCGCUGGUGAAAGAUUCCGUUGGCACAAUGCGCAGUGGUUGGAUACUAUCGAAGGCGGUAUCGCUUGCGAUGAAGGUGCAGUAAUGGACGAUGAUUAUGUGCCUGGCAUGUUGUUCGAUGACCAGUUCGAUGAUGGCUUUGAUCUUAAUGUUGAUGAACCACUAUUUUGACUUACUAUGUGCUUUCACUGAUUGUUUUGCAAGUGAAUAGGUGUGCUUUGUUCAUUUAGUAGCUUGGCGGAGCCCCCUUUUUCUUUCUUGGAGUGGGUUAGUGACCAGUAUCGAAUUAAGGACAUGCGCGAAAAUCACUGAACUGAUUUUUAUCGUCCUAAUCGUUGCGCAGUGUCUGCUUCGAAUUAUCCCUUUGAUACAUGACACUUAUUCAAUUGCGUCAGCACGCGCACAAGAGUCAAAAUGUUGAAUCUUAAUGUCCUACUUUCCAUAUCUCUAUGUAAUUAUUCGUUUCUCGAUUGUGGACUAGUCAUACCUGCCUUUCAAGAUGUGUUAACUGUUUGCAUAAUGAUAUCUGCACGAGUUAGAAGCUGAUCUCAAUGAAUC